AUGAACUCGUACACCCCCUUGGUACCUGUGGUUCUCGAUAUCUCCCAAUCAGACUCGAAAAGUCCCUCGAAGAGUGAAAUUAAGAAUGAUCUUGAAAAAAAAAUAGUGGGAGAGGGCAAGAGAAGAACGAGGUUUGUUGUGACUGGUGGGUCAGGUUACAUUGGAUCUUGGAUCGUUCGUCAUCUGCUCAUGAAUGGCGGUGAUGGUGAAGCAGAUAUUUGGGUGGUUGAUAGAGAUCCAUUGCCAAAAGACCUGGCUCGUCAUGGAAUCCAGUUUUUGGAAUUAGAUCUGUCGAAUACGCCGGAGAGCAGUGGUAAAUUUGCGAAUUUGUUUUCAGAACUUGUUUCUGGGAAAUCAGAUUCAAAGGUAGUAGUGUUCCACUGCGCUGUAACUGCCAUGUACAAUCCUCGUCGGACAGAUUCUGGGUUGGUUGAAGAGGCAGAUGCUAAUAUCGCAAUGGCACAUACACUAGUGAACUCGUGUCUGGAUGUCAAAGACAGGUGUUAUAUCGUCAACUUGGGAGACGGAAUUGUAGACCGCACACGGCCGUCCUGGUUCAACCCAUAUCGCAUUGACACAUGGAGCUCAACUUCGAGCUCGACUUCAAGUUCGACUUCAAGCUCAGAUACGGAUGUGAAUCACGUCAAGAACGAAAUCCUGAGUGACCAGUCGAAACUGUUUGUAGGGAGCAGGAGCUCGUACGUGAACGAAUAUGCAUACUCUAAAGCAGAGUCAGAGCGAAUAAUUCUUGAAUCUGAUAUCCCCUCGGCAUCCAUACGACCCUACGGGUUUGUCACUGGACAUCUCGGCGACUCGUUUCUUACUCCAGCAUUGCGUUAUAACGGAGGACUUCUCCAUUCACAGGGUGUGCCCAUUGGCCUGUUGCAUGUGGACGAUGUGGUUCAACAGGCUCUAACGAAAGCCAUUACUCGGGAAUACAACGGGAUUUCAAACGGACUUUCUAACAUAUACACUCUCUAUCCGGAAGAACUGACGACCUUGUCUGCUAUAUACGACUACAUCUCCAGCAAACGACCGUUCCGCCGCAUCAAAAUCCAGCCCAUGAUCGUUCUCGUCGUCAGUCACAUCCUCUCUAUUCUCCCCCGCAUCACAAAACUCCUUACUGGCACUCCUCCUGGCUUAUCCAAAUCUGACGACGCUCUACUUUGUGGAACCGCCAAUUCACUCACCGUAGCCCGUUUUAACGUCUUACAAACCACCCAACCCCCUCCUCACCCUUCCACCCUCCACAUCGCCUCCUACUCCCCCCGUGCCAUCCUCGAUUGCCUCCUCAACGAAGAAAAGGCUAUCCUCGAAAAAAUCGACCUCAAAAAGGCUCAAUAG
This is a messenger RNA of Sugiyamaella lignohabitans, 1344 nucleotides long. RefSeq lists its product as uncharacterized. The record is from RefSeq and is a predicted model, not a curated record. Lineage: Eukaryota; Fungi; Ascomycota; Dipodascomycetes; Dipodascales; Trichomonascaceae. The transcript has a single exon. The coding region runs from base 1 to 1344 and encodes 447 amino acids.